This is a messenger RNA of Dermatophagoides farinae (American house dust mite), 907 nucleotides long. It is a transcript of the gene SrpRbeta, whose product is annotated as signal recognition particle receptor beta. Gene Ontology annotation, molecular function: GTP binding; GTPase activity. NCBI's taxonomy places the organism in Eukaryota, Metazoa, Arthropoda, Arachnida, Sarcoptiformes, Pyroglyphidae. Gene Ontology annotation, biological process: intracellular protein transport; protein localization to Golgi apparatus; Golgi to plasma membrane protein transport. The record is from RefSeq and is a predicted model, not a curated record. Gene Ontology annotation, cellular component: Golgi apparatus.
UUUGGAAUGUUUUAGAUUUUCAUGAUAAUAAUAAAUUGAGUUUUCUUAUUCACCACGUCAUAACGUGCGUGUAAAUCCAUAAAAUAAUCAUGGAUGAGCAUUUGGUUUCUGGAACAAAAAUUUUAGUUUCAGAAGGAAAUUAUUUUCUUCUUUCUAUCACCGUUGCUGUAUUAGCUGUUUUAAUCUCUCUAGUUAUAUUUUUAUUUAGCCGAAAAAGUUCUCGACAGUCAAUCUUGUUGAUUGGUUUAUCAGAAUCCGGUAAAACAACACUAUUUACUCAACUUGCAUACGAUUCAUUUGCUUCGACGGUGACUUCAAUGAAAGAGAAUGAAGCGCCUAUAACAUUGAAAAACAACAAAACAUUAGUGUUGUUCGAUCUUCCAGGAUUCGAUCGUUUGCGUAAUCAAUAUUGGGACAAAUUCAAAUUCCGUGCCAAAGGAAUUAUUUUCGUUGUUGAUAGUUUGAAUUUUAUGUCCAAUGUUCACAAUGUUGCUGAUUUAUUGUACCAGUUUCUUUGCGAUAGUUUUGUCGUUUCCAAUCGAAUACCGGUUUUGAUUGCCUGUACAAAACAAGACGAAACUCGUGCAAAAUCCGCUAAAGUUAUUUCGUCAAUGUUGGAAAAAGAAUUCAAUACCAUAAGAGAAACUCGCAUGGGAGCUUUGGAUACAACAUCAGGUGAUGAUAACAGUAUUCAAUUAUUGGGCAAUCCGGAUAAUCCAUUUAAAUUUGGUGAUCUACGAAAUUCGAUUGAUUUCGCCGAUUGUAGCUGUUGGAAAGAGCAGAAAAAUCUUGAUAACAUUUUUUCCUGGAUUAAUUCGAUCGCUUGAUUUAUUUCAUACUCGAUUUUAAAUUUAUUGAUUUAUGAAUAUUUUCUGUAUAAAAAUAAAAAUCAAGUAUCAAAAUAAAA